Messenger RNA from Aspergillus ochraceoroseus IBT 24754, 2005 nucleotides. Its product is annotated as phosphatidylinositol-3,5-bisphosphate binding protein HSV2. Bases 470 to 1594 code for a protein of 374 amino acids. The transcript is spliced from 5 exons. The record is from RefSeq and is a predicted model, not a curated record. Gene Ontology annotation, molecular function: protein binding; phosphatidylinositol-3,5-bisphosphate binding; phosphatidylinositol-3-phosphate binding. NCBI's taxonomy places the organism in Eukaryota, Fungi, Ascomycota, Eurotiomycetes, Eurotiales, Aspergillaceae. Gene Ontology annotation, cellular component: cytosol; extrinsic component of membrane; phagophore assembly site membrane. Gene Ontology annotation, biological process: nucleophagy; protein lipidation; autophagy of mitochondrion.
UCACUUCUUCACUUCUUCUUCAAUAUAAUUAUACAGGCACAUGUAGCAAAGUUGAUUCUUGUUACUGCAUCACAGGCCUGGCAGGUUCAUGCCUUUCUUUCUUUUUCCCCUUCUUUUUCCCCCUUCUUUUUGUGAUCACACCAAACUCCACUCAAGAGACAAAGGCUAUUCCUCCCAAGGAUACCACGCCAAUAACUAUAUCAACGUCUAUAAAUAUCAUCCCUCCCUUGGUUCUUAACUUGGAUCUUGUCUGUAUUAACCGCCAUUGUUUAAGAAUGUCUAAAACUUUUCCAUCGUGGAGCCCAUGAGUUGUUCGCCUGAUUUUCAUCCGUUGAUAACAGGCGCGAUAACAAAUUCUUGGGUGAGGUUAGCGGGAACUGUCGAUCUGCCCGGUAUCCAGCUUUCCCUACCUGCUUUCAUCGCCAACUCGAAUCGCGAAUUACAAUAGCCUAUCUUCCUGUUGAGCAGGAUGAAUACCCGACAGGUUAUUGAUGAAUCUGUAGGGCCAUUUUCUCUCUCAGCAACUUUCAAUAAUGACAACUCCUGCUUUGCUGUGGGCCUAGACACCGGGUUUUGCGUUUUUAAUGCCAACCCAUGCGAGCUCAAGGUCUCAAGAGAUUUCAAUGCUGGCAUAGGCGUCGCGAUCAUGCUAGGGCAGUCGAACUACCUAGCAAUCGUCGGUGGUGGCAGACAGCCCAAGUUUCCCCAGAACAAGCUAGUGAUCUGGGACGAUGCGAAGCAAAAAGCUGUUAUUACCCUCGAGUUCCGCACCUCUGUCCUUGGCGUCCAACUAUCAAAAUCGCGCGUUGUCGUUGCUCUGCUAAACAGCAUCCAUAUUUUUGCAUUUUCGAAUCCCCCGCAAAAGCUGUCGGUCUUUGAGACAACAGAUAAUUCGCUAGGGCUGGCCUGUUUGGGCCAGAAAGUCCUUGCUUUCCCUGGUCGGUCUCCGGGCCAGGUCCAGAUCGUAGAGCUAGAAACGGGGAAUGUCAGCAUUAUACCUGCCCAUAGCACGCCAUUGCGCGCGAUGGCUCUCAGUCCCGAUGGAGAGGUACUUGCAACGGCAAGCGAAGCGGGCACUUUGAUACGAAUUUUUUCUACAAGCAACUGUACUAAAAUGGCCGAACUGCGACGCGGUGUUGACCAUGCCUUAAUAUUUUCACUCGCCAUUUCACCUUCGAAUAACCUAUUAGCUGUGACAUCUGACAAGUCUACUUUACAUAUUUUCGAUCUUCCGCAUCCUGUCCCAUACCGUAACCAGCCAGCGUCAUCAUCCGAAGAGGGUGUCAACCAAAAAUGGGGCAUUCUAGGCAAAAUCCCUCUGCUACCAAGGGUUUUCUCUGACGUUUAUUCUUUUGCAAGUGCGCACUUUGACUUGGGGGAGGGGACAGUUCCCGGGUCUGGAUUUGUCCCACCCCUUGGGAAUUCAUUGGGGCGACCUUUGAAGGGGAUAAUAGGAUGGUUUGAUGACCGAACCAUACUCGUGGUCGGUUCAGGAAGGGGUGGACGUUGGGAAAAGUUUGUUCUUCGUGAAGGAGAAGACGGGAAGAGACACUGUAUGCGAGAAGGCUGGAAGAGAUAUCUAGGGGGAAGCUGAAAUGAGAUAUCCCACGGAGUCCCGUGACGGAAAUACAUGACAGCAUGAGCACAUCCUGAAACAGGCAAUUCUCCCAAGGCAAGCGAGUCUUCAUCCAGCAGGGCCCAUUUAGAGCCACAAUAUCAGAGCAAGAGGUGAGUAAGAAUUAUAGGCCGGGAAUGGUCCGCAGCCAAGUGCGACAUGGUUUUGCUCCCAUUCGGCCGCUGUGGCUCCUUCCUUCUGUUCCCAGAUUUGGUCGGAUUUUUGGGCAUGCGGCUCAAAAUGGACCUUGGCAAUUGAUAUAAAAAACAAUCUGAAUUAGCAUAGCGUAGGAAUCGUUAGUCGUGCCAUAAUUGAUAUAUUUAUCGGUGACGAUCACGUCUCUCCCGAUUCCGGUCCCUGCGAGGCUCUGGAGAUCGAGAGCCCUCCGGU